Messenger RNA from Hymenoscyphus albidus, 1761 nucleotides. The record is from the annotation of a GenBank genome assembly. Lineage: Eukaryota; Fungi; Ascomycota; Leotiomycetes; Helotiales; Helotiaceae.
AUGUUCGCCCGAUCCCCAAGCUCAAGGGACACCAAUUCCCUCCUCCCCCUCCAACACGACCAAGAACGCACCACCCCCUUCGACCUCGAAGAUCUCUCUCCCCGUCCAAGUCAAGCCGUCUCUCCCUCCCCUCCUCCCUCCUUCUACCGCGCAAAGAACUCGGCAAAUAACAACCUCAAUACCGACGGCGCAUCACCCUACCACGACGACGACGAAGAUGGACGACCCUUCCAGUUCUCUCCCUCCCCCGAACGUACGCAAAAGCGAAGAAUACAAUUUGCAGCCCCACCACCACCUAUCACAUCCAGCGUCCUCUUCCAUGGACGGAAACCCGCGGAGAAGAGCCCGAAAUGGGGACGGGAGACGGGUGGUGGAGGGGGUUUGAGGAGUCCACCGGCUGUUGUGAGAGAGGGGAUGGAUCCGCUGGUGAUACUGGGUAGGAAGGAGGUUGCGAUUCAGAGGGAGUUGCAGGAGAUCUUGGAUGCGCAGUCGGCGGGGUUGGUACAGGGUUUUGGGGGCGAGAGGAAAGGGAGUGUGGAUGGGUCGGAGGGAAGUGCGACGCCUACUUCGAGGAGUGGGUUGGGUGAGAGGAGGAGUAGGUCGAGGAGUGGGAAUGGGAAGGGGGUUGUGCCUGUGAGGCAGCCGAAGAAGAAGGUUGUUGGGCUUAGGAGUGCGAGGAGGGGGUUGUUGAGGGAUAUGGGGGAGCUUGUGGGAGUUAAGGAUGAGGAGAGUGGUAUUCUUGAUGUGGAGAUUGAGAGGAGGGAUAAAGUUCUUUUGAAAGUUGAGGUGUGGGAGAAGAGGAUUGAGGGCGCGAGACAACAGUUGAGUGGUGCUGCCAGUGGAGAGAAUGAGGACGCAGGGGAAGUUGCGAGAGAGCUUGAGGGUUUAAGGACCGAGGAACAGGCUAUGGAUUCUGAGAUCAGGGAGAUGGAAGACCGACUGGCACAGAUGAAAGCUAAGAAACGAUGGGUAGGAGAGCGGAUAAGCGAGGCUGUCAACAGACAAGAAGCUCGAUUGAGUAGCUACCGAGGGGCACUACGAGAAGCCGAGUCGGAAGUUAAACAAUUCCUCAAACGUCCUCCGGUCACGGUAUCAGCUAUCAUGGGCGAAGAGCAGGGCUUCAUGGCUUUACCCACUAAUCGGAGGACGUUGGGAAUGGCAAAGGAAUGGUGGAAUAAAGAAAUCUCUCAGCUAAGGACGCGCAAAGAGGAAGUGGAGAAGGAGAAAGUUGCGCUUGAGGAAGGAGCACAGUUAUGGCAAGAUUCUAUACAAGUGGUCACGGAAUUCGAAGACGAUUUGCGGAAGCAGAUGGCAGGCACCCCGGAUCCCUCAAUGCUGCAGACACAAAUCGAUAAAAUGGAACCUGUGAUUGGGAAGCUAUCAGAAGCUGUGAAGACCGCCGAGGAACGCGGGUGGAAUCUAUUAAUCUGUGCUAUCGGCGCUGAGUUAGCGGCAUUCAAAGAAGGCGAGGAGAUGUGGAGGGGCGUGCUGAGAACUAUCUCGGGAGUAGUCACUGAGAAACACGAUGAAAUACAACCCCCACCGAAGAGUGAGAGUCAUGGACUAGAAGAGAUGGAUGGACAAGUUGUUGCACGGGAGGAGAGCGAGGAUGAGGGUCCGGGUCCGGAGUUGUUACUUGAGGGGAAUGGAUUGCAGGAGAUGAACGGUCUUGGUCUUAAAGGUGGGAGGGAAGUUGAAGAUCCGCUGGAUAGUGAGGAUGAGGGGCCGAGUCCGGAGUUGUUGGUUGAGCCUGGUCAUUGA